AAAGCAGCUUUCGCUGAGCAACAUGGGAAGAAGAGCGCUGACAAGUCACGCUGUAAGUAAGAAGCACCGACUUGCUGCAAACGGAGCCAGGACACCCUCUGUAGCUUCGUUUCUUACGCCGCCGGCAAGUGAACCGUCGGGCGCUGUUGUGACCAAAGCUGGGCCAGUGGCGUCAGGUUCUGCGCCGCCUUCAUCUUCUUCAACCACAGCUACGGACAUCCAACCCGAGCGUGCGGCAAAGGAUAUUUUUCAACGUGACACAGAAGUGAUAAAUGCUGAGGUGAUGUGGUGUCUCAAUGCUGUCAUGACGCACACAUCAUUCCGUGCUGCCGCGGCAUCGGCUUCUCUGUUCCCGUUGAUGUUCCCAUCAUCAGCUACUGCCAAGAAAGUGCAGCUUGGCAAAGAUAAGGUGGGGUAUACUAUUGUCUAUGGCCUCGCACCUUUCUUUAGAGAGAGCCUCGUGUCGGAAUUGAACCAAGCCUCCUACCUCGUUUUAGCGUUUGACGAAUCGUUAAACAAACUUGCACAAAAGGAGCAAAUGGACGUGUUGGUUCGCUUUUGGUCGGAUGCAGAGGGAAGCGUGAAAACACGCUACCUGACGUCAUGCUUUCUUGGGCGCACGCGAGCUGAAGAAUUGGUGUCCGCAUUUAAAAGUGCCACUGAUGGACUCUCACGUUCGAAAAUUCUUCAGAUAUCAAUGGACGGGCCAAACGUCAACAUGAAGUUUCUCCGUGAGAUCAAGCAAGAACUGUGUGAAUCCAAUGACGGCCGCCAAAUUCUCGACGUUGGAAGCUGUGGCCUUCAUGUAGUCAACGGCGCGUUCAAAACCGGACACGCGGCAACAGGGUGGCAAGUUGUGGAAUUUCUCCGAGCUAUGUACAAUUUAUUUAAAUGCGUACCUGCCCGACGUGCUGAAUACGCACGCAUUACCGGGAGCAACAUUUACCCUUUGAAGUUUUGCUCUGUGCGAUGGCUUGAAAACGUUCGAGUAAUUUCGAGGGCUCUUGAGGUCCUGCCUUACCUAAAGGUGUACGUUGAGUCGUGUCGAAACGAGAACAAGCGACCGACCAGCGCCAGUUACAGCGUCGUCGAAACAUCCAUCCACGAUCCUCUGUUGUCUGCAUAG
Messenger RNA from Dermacentor andersoni, 1126 nucleotides. RefSeq lists its product as uncharacterized. Lineage: Eukaryota; Metazoa; Arthropoda; Arachnida; Ixodida; Ixodidae. The record is from RefSeq and is a predicted model, not a curated record.